AUGGCCAACGCCCAGGAUGAAGCAACAACACUCUACGGCUGGACAGCAGUCCCCCGCGAUCUCGCAGCCCUCAUCCAAACCUCUACUUCAAUAAGAAACCCAGUACCCGUCUACCCCACAAAUACUCUACCCAUUGCAAAUCCUGUCUCCCAAAAAGCAUUCCAACACGCCCGUGCCUCCCUUCCAAAACCCACUUUCCACCACAGUCUCCGUGUCUUUUACUACGGUGUCGCAAUUGUAAAACAUGCCUUCCCUUCAUGGCUCACUCCUUCCUUUGAGGAAACAUACUUUAUAACAUGCAUGUUUCACGAUAUUGGAACAACACCAGAGAACAUCUCUGCGACCAAGAUGUCUUUUGAGUUCUAUGGUGGAUAUCUGGCCAAGGAGGCGUUGACGGAGUGGGGAGGUGAGAGAGGGCAGGUAGAAAGUGUUGUGGAGAGCGUAAUUAGACAUCAGGAUGUGGGCACGACGGGAACGUUGUCUAGGAGUAAGUGUUUUUUAUGCGUUUCAAUAUCUGUUUAAUUGACGAAAAUGGAAGCUAAUGUGUCGUAUAGUGGGUGCUUCAAUUCAACUAGCAACACUCUUUGACAACGUUGGUCAAAACCCCGAACUUAUCUCGGAAGGGACUAUUGAGCACGUAGUAACCACGUACCCUCGUCUUGGAUGGAGUGAGUGCUUUGCGGCCACGAUUCAGCAGGAGAAUGAGCUGAAGCCAUGGUGCCAUACGACACACCUUGGAAAACGCGAUUUCCCCGAGAGAGUUCUGGGCAACAAAUUGAUGGAGAAGUGGGAUAAAACUGGAUUGUAGGUUGGCCUGGUGGUUGCAAAAGAGGUGACAGCGAGAAGAGAGGCUGUGGCUUCCAUUCUGAGGAAUCAAGGUAUUGCAGGUCAUUUCUAUGCUCCUCAGGGCGUAGAGGAAAAUCGUUGGUCGGACUUUGCGCUGCUCCAGAUCCUGGAAAUAAUUUGUAGUUGCU
This is a messenger RNA of Hymenoscyphus albidus, 974 nucleotides long. Lineage: Eukaryota; Fungi; Ascomycota; Leotiomycetes; Helotiales; Helotiaceae. The record is from the annotation of a GenBank genome assembly.